AUGCCACUCACUGUCCUCAGCGACUUCGACGUCAACAAGAUCCUCCACUCCUAUAACAAAGAGGACAUCGAAGCUCUGCAAGAAACUCUAGCCGAUGCAUUACAUUGGUACUCCACGAGCAACGACGCCAACGAUGCCUGUUCCGACUAUCAACCCGAGCGAACACACCUCAAACGCAAAGAUGGAUCGACGACACUCUUCAUGCCGGCAUCGGGAUUGACAGGACAGGGAAUCAAGGUCGUGAAUAUUGUGCCGCCGGACGCAACUGGACUGCCAGCUUUCAAGGAUGAUGCGAGUCUGGGUUCGGGUCUCAUCAACGCAGAAGAAGUAACAGCCUUCCGCACCGCCCUGGCCGCCACCAUGCUCCUCAAGAAACGCCACUCAGUCCACACAAUCACCAUCUUCGGGGCAGGCAAACAAGCCUACUGGCACGCCCGACUCGCCCUCCUCCUCCGCGGUCCUGAGUGCCACCACCUGAACAUCAUCACCCGCAACUUCUCCACCGCCCAGCAAAUGAUCCAACGUCUUUACAAUCCCCAACCAGAGGAUCCAGACUACGUCAACCACAUCGGACCGGGCUACAACUCCAAAACGAAAAAGGAGAUCCUCACCCCUUCCCAUACCGAAUACCACCGCCUGCUGAAACAAUACGUGCGUCAAAGUGAAGUCAUCUUCACCACCACCCCUUCCACCACCCCUCUCUUUCCAGCCACCUACCUCACCAACCCCUCCGGCCGCACGAAAGGGCGGUACAUCUCCUGUAUCGGCUCCUACACGCCUUCCAUGGUCGAGAUCCACCCGGACAUCCUCCGCUAUGCUGUGGCUCCACAUCAUGAACAUCGACAUAUCCAUAAACGACAAAAGGAAGGCGGAGCCAUCAUCGUCGACACCGUGUCUGGCUGCUUGAAGGAGGCAGGGGAGGUGAUACAAGCGGGACUCAAACCGGAUCAAGUCGUCGAACUGGGUGAACUUUUCAUGCUGAAGAGGGAUGCGGAGAAGAGGAUGAAAGAAAAGGGCGAGAAGACGACGGAGGGAGGUUGUAAUUUGCAGGAGAAUGCGGGGUUGAGGGAGUGGUUGACACGGGGAAAUGUGAUUUAUAAGAGUGUGGGGUUGGGGUUGAUGGAUGUUACGGUGGGGAAUGCGUUGGUGGAGACAGCGAGGGAGAGGGGGGUGGGAGUUACGAUUGAGCGAUUUUGAGGGAGGUGGUGCGCAGAGGUCAUGGCUGGUGGUCUCGGCUCGCGCGGUGGAUAAGACUUUGCAUGAUUUGCGAGAUCUUUUGGGCUUUGGUCGUGUCCCUGUAUGAGUUCAUGGAAUUGAGGCUGUUACCUUGGG
This is a messenger RNA of Zymoseptoria tritici IPO323, 1332 nucleotides long. RefSeq lists its product as uncharacterized. Bases 1 to 1197 code for a protein of 398 amino acids. NCBI's taxonomy places the organism in Eukaryota, Fungi, Ascomycota, Dothideomycetes, Mycosphaerellales, Mycosphaerellaceae. Gene Ontology annotation, cellular component: cytoplasm. The record is from RefSeq and is a predicted model, not a curated record. The transcript is spliced from 2 exons.